Molecule: messenger RNA, 2582 nt
Organism: Boleophthalmus pectinirostris (great blue-spotted mudskipper)
Lineage: Eukaryota; Metazoa; Chordata; Actinopteri; Gobiiformes; Gobiidae
Gene: rnf34b
Product: ring finger protein 34b
Biological process (GO): protein K48-linked ubiquitination; proteasome-mediated ubiquitin-dependent protein catabolic process; negative regulation of extrinsic apoptotic signaling pathway via death domain receptors
Cellular component (GO): plasma membrane; cytoplasm
Molecular function (GO): ubiquitin protein ligase activity
Source: RefSeq, a predicted model, not a curated record
GGAGAGAGAGGGAAGACGUAAUGGUUUGAGUCCGCCGUGCACAACACUUGCGAUGGUCGUCGUCCUGAUAUUACUCGGCAGAUUCCUUGAACGGGAGCUGCAAUGAAGGCGGGGGCGUCUUCCAUGUGGGCGUCUUGCUGCGGGCUGCUGAAUGAGGUGAUGGGCACAGGAGCAGUGCGGACCCCACAGCCUGCGUUUGGGGCAGGGGCCGGGCCAUUCCGCUUCGCCCCCAGUGCAGGAUACUCCACAUACCCCCCCACUAGCUCAGGGAGUGCUGGGCAGCUGUGCAAGGCCUGUGGGCUGGCUUUCUCUGUCUUCAGACGCAAGCACAUCUGCUGUGACUGUAAGAAGAGUUUCUGUGCCCUGUGCUCCGUGCUGAUGGAGAACCUUCGCUGCUGCACCACCUGCCACCUGCUGCGCAGCACGGCCUUCCAGAGAACGCGCCUCAUGCAGCUCCGUGUCAAGGACCUGCGCCAGUACCUACUCCUGCGCAACAUCCCCACAGACACCUGCCGCGAGAAGGAGGACCUGGUGGACCUGGUACUGUGUCACCAGGGCACUAGCGAGAGCCCCAAUGCAGUGCUGGAGCAGGACGAAGAGGAAGAGGAGGAAGAGGAGGGACCUGAUGAAGAUGAGGAUGGAGAGGAUGGAGAGGAGGAUUCGGACAGUCUGCAGUCCCCCGCACAGGCCUCCCCUCCCUCCGCCACCUCCGCCUCACAACUGUCCGUCCUGUCUGCCUCUCAGGGAGAUGCUCUGAGCCCCAGCCAGAGCUCAGGCACCAGCAGCCAGGAGCAAGAGCAAGAGGAUAAUACAACAGCUUCACUUCUAAACUUGGAUCCCACUGAAAACCUCAUGGAGGUCAGUCCCGCCACUCAGAGGAGGAUCAGAGCCUCUCUGUCUGAUUUGGACAACGAAGAGGCCAUAGAGAACCUGUCUGUGCGGCAGCUUAAGGAGAUUUUGGCCAGGAACUUUGUCAAUUACUCUGGCUGCUGUGAGAAGUGGGAGUUGCUGGAGCGAGUGCACCGGCUCUAUAGAGAAAACGAGCAGAACAGGAAGUCCAUGGAGAAUGUGAGCAUCACAGCAGAUGGCGUGAAGUCGCAGCUGUCCCUGGAUGAGAACCUGUGCCGUAUCUGCAUGGAUGCCAUCAUAGACUGCGUGCUGUUGGAGUGUGGGCACAUGGUCACCUGCACCAAGUGUGGCAAGAGGAUGAGCGAGUGCCCCAUCUGCCGGCAGUACGUGGUCAGGGCAGUGCAUGUUUUUAAGUCUUAAAGUGUUAUGCUCUCAGGCUCUGGACAGUCUCUGUGGUGGAACUGCGGUGCACGGGGUCUACAGUGGUCAUUGAUUAAUUCGCGCUCACUGUCCAAAAGCAGAGUCCUCUCCCCUCCAUACGCCACACUUGGACGCUACACAGCGGAGGUAGCGGCUUGACCAACAGCACCACCCCCUGGCAGAGGCGCAGUCCUGCAGAUACUUGAAGUAAUGUUGGAUGGAGAUUACUGUUUACACAGCAAGGCGGCGUGACCGUGGUGUUUCUCCCUCACUGUUCUUUAGGAUGUGCAAUAUGAGAAAACAAAGACUUCCACAUGUUUUUAGAUUAUGAUUAUUAUACAUUUAAUUUAUGCACCUAAUUAUGGCAGGACACACUAAAGAGGGGUGCCAAAUGUCUUGCCUUUUAAACAUAUUUGGUUCAUGGCAUAUGCAUCUCAUAACCAGCAACUUCAAUUACAUUUUUGUUUCCUCUCUAAUGAAUUAUCAGUGGAAAUCAGCAAAACAGAUAUUUUUGGUAUUAAUUGUAUGUGACUACUCUUCGUACACUAGGAUUUAAUGAGCAAAAUGCAUAGUACUACAGCAGACCUGAUAGCCCUAAGAAGAGUCGGACAAAAACUAACCAUUAAAUUCACUACAUAGAAUAUUGAAUUGUUAUACACAGAAAACAUCAACUUGAAAGAUGUAUGGGAGCAUGGGUGGUCCAAAUUUAAAGUGAUUUUCAACUUAAAUGUAAACAAACUCAGUUAUUUCCCAAAUGUUUCUUACUUUACUGUGUAUCCAGCUCAAAGGUACUGUAGGUGCUACUUUAACAUCACUAGUACUGUUGUAUCAAGCAGACAUUUGUAGACAAUGCCUGGUUUAUUUUAACUUAUGCAAUUAAAAGUUGUUUUUUGUCAUCGUCUAACAAAAAUGUGUACUAUGCUUGUGGUCUGUUUCAAAAAGUUGUUUAACGUAAAAUGCAUAAAUGGUUAUUAAAUGUAUAUUUUUACACUUGGAAGUUGGUAGAUGAAAAUAAUAGUCUAAAGGUUAUGAAAUAAAAUGCACCUUUUCAGAAUGUAUUUCUUCUAGUUCUGCUUUCUUAGUCACUUGUCUCACUGGUCACAUUCACAUCAGACUACCAGAUUUGAAUAAAAGUUAAUUUCCACAGGAACAAUCUUUGAAUAAACUACAUAUCAUAAAGACAAAUUAUCUGGUCAACUCUCUUUGCAGUGUGAACAUAACCUCUUAAUAUGUGUAAUUUAUGUGGUAUUUCUUUGUCCGCAAUGUUAAUACCGUAGACUGUAACUGGUCCAUUUGUACAGCUGUUUCUUUGA